CUGAAACUAACGGACACUAGCAGCAUCUGAACAUGCAGCCACCACCCAGGAAGGUGAAGGAGAGCCAGCAGGUGAAGCUGGUGUUCUCAGAGCAGCUCAGUAAACUGCAGACCAAACAGCACCAGGACACUGAGCUGCUUGAGGAGAUCAGGUCCUUCAGUAAGCACCGGGCAGCAAUAGAGAAGGGGUAUGGUCAGGCUCUUCAGAGGUUAGCUGUUCAGUACCAGAAGAGAGACUGGCAGAGAGGAAACAUAGAUGCUAUCACUUCUGGAAGUGUGUUUGGUGUGUGGCGGUCAAUGGUGGAUGCUAUAGCUCAGACUGCUGAAUCACGACUUGCUGCUGCUGAGGAGUACUGCAGGCUGACGGGACAAGUCUCUAGAAGCUUCCGCAACACAAAGGACAUCCGAGCUAAGAGAGGCCUGGAGCGGCUCCAGAGAGUACAGGGUGAAGUGCUGGAUGCCCUGCGAGAGCUGCACUUGAUCAAAAAGACGUACCAUCGACUCAGCCACAUCGCCAACAUCGCCAGAGAGAAAGCUGCUGAUGCACAGACCAGGGCCAAAAAGAGUGAACAUGGGAUCUUCCACUUUAAAACUGGCCUACUGAAGAUGACUGCUAAGCAAAUGGAUGGAGACGUUUACGAUGAUCUGAGGAAUCACUUACUCCUGCUGUGUGGGACAGAGCUGGACACCUGUCUGUCCACACAGAAAUUGUACAGCAAGAUAUGGGACAGUGUGGCUAAGGUGACCAGAGAGAAAAACAUCCAGCAGUUUCUACGAGAAUCGGUUUCCUUCAGCAAAACGAUUGAAUUCACCUUCCAACCUGCUCCAUUUGACAAGGUUUGUUCUCUGCAGGAGGUGUAUGUGUCGGAGGCUGGCAGCUGUCUGGUUAAAGAGGCCAAGAAAUGGGUGACGAAAGCUGCCAAAGACUUUAAGAUCCUCACCCAUGGAGAGAGGGCUGUGCAGAUGUUGAAGAGUCGGCUGAAGCUGCUGUCAGGAGAUACAGGGUUCAGUGUGGAGCACAAGAUAGCAGAGGUGCAGGACAGUGUGCGCAAAGCAAAGCUCAGCAGGGUGAAGGCUGAGGCUCGUCUGGCUCUGCUCUCAGUCAGAGUCACAGGAACUGAACUGUGGCUUCACGACGCCAUGAGCCAGGCAGAGGAGGAACUGGAGAGAGAGCGGCGGCUCAGUGAGCAGAGGAGGUCUACUGAGGACUUCUCAGAGGAGGAGUUUGAGUUGACUGACUUUGAGGACUAUGAUGAUGAGAACGGAGAAAUCACAGAUCCAGUGUCAGCCUCAGAAGUGUGUGUAUUUCCUGCAGCCUGCAGAGUCAUCUACAGCUACCAGGCCAACCAAUCAGAUGAGCUGUCAAUCAUGGAAGGGGAAGAGCUUCAGGUGAUUGAAGAUGGAGACAUGGAGGACUGGGUGAAGGUGUGUAACUCCUGUGGACAGAUGGGCUAUGUUCCUGAGCAUUUUGUGCAGUUCCAGUGUCUACCAGCAGAGGGCGAUGCCCAGCUGGACAGCUCCUUCAGCUCCACCUCAUCUUCUGGGAACAAAGCGAGGGCAGGGAGCAGAGGUUUGGCCAAAGCUCUGUACUCCUAUCAGGCCCAGAGUGCAGAGGAGCUGUCCUUCCAGGAGGGGGCGCUAAUCCACCUGAUCCGCUAUCGAUAUGGAGAGGUGGACGACGGUUUCUGGGAGGGAGAGCUGAACGGUCGGACCGGAGUCUUUCCAUCAUUAGUAGUGGAGCUUGUACAUAAUGAAGGCGAGAAGGAGGUAAAGCAGGAGGAAGAGCCACUCCCCACCCCGACCAUGCCCUUGCCCCCCCCCCCAAUCCCCUCCUCUCCUGGCUGUAGUCCACCUCUCAGUGCCACUCCCCCCAGCUGUGUGGACAGGCCCAGAGACAAUACAGCAGAGUCAGAGGGCAGCAGCCACAAGUCUCCAGACCUCUGCAGCAGUCGGCUGAGACCAUGUCGAGCCCCGCCUCCUCCUCCAGCUCGGAAGCCUUCACCUCAGCCUUGAGACACCGGCAGAUACACCUUAAUGUGACCAAACUGUUUGUAUCUGUCAUUGUUUUUUUCUUCUGGCCAACUCUGUGAGACUUCUUAUGUAUUAGCUACAUAGA
Molecule: messenger RNA, 2115 nt
Organism: Seriola dumerili (greater amberjack)
Lineage: Eukaryota; Metazoa; Chordata; Actinopteri; Carangiformes; Carangidae
Product: F-BAR and double SH3 domains protein 1-like
Exons: 20
Coding region: 33-2012 (659 amino acids)
Biological process (GO): regulation of actin filament polymerization; neuromuscular synaptic transmission
Cellular component (GO): neuromuscular junction; recycling endosome
Molecular function (GO): protein binding
Source: RefSeq, a predicted model, not a curated record